Phaethon lepturus (White-tailed tropicbird) is the source of this 975-nucleotide messenger RNA. RefSeq names its product annexin A6. Gene Ontology annotation, biological process: neural crest cell migration; growth plate cartilage chondrocyte differentiation; apoptotic signaling pathway. Gene Ontology annotation, molecular function: phosphatidylserine binding; calcium-dependent phospholipid binding; chondroitin sulfate binding. NCBI's taxonomy places the organism in Eukaryota, Metazoa, Chordata, Aves, Phaethontiformes, Phaethontidae. The coding region runs from base 1 to 975 and encodes 324 amino acids. The transcript is spliced from 12 exons. The record is from RefSeq and is a predicted model, not a curated record. Gene Ontology annotation, cellular component: focal adhesion; cytoplasm.
AUGGCACCCAAAGGAAAGGUCUACAGGGGGUCGGUGAAGGAUUUCCCAGGCUUUGACGCCAGCCAGGAUGCGGAGGCCUUGUACAAUGCCAUGAAGGGAUUUGGCAGCGACAAGGAGGCCAUCCUUGACCUCAUCACAUCUAGAAGCAACAAGCAGCGAGUGGAGAUCUGCCAAGCCUACAAGUCCCUCUACGGGAAGGACCUCAUCGCAGACCUCAAGUACGAGCUGACAGGGAAGUUUGAGCGGCUGAUCGUGAGCCUGAUGCGGCCCCCAGCUUAUAGCGAUGCCAAGGAGAUCAAAGAUGCCAUCGCGGGCAUCGGUACGGAUGAGAAGUGCCUCAUCGAGAUCCUCGCCUCCCGCACCAACCAGGAGAUCCACAACCUGGUGGCUGCCUACAAAGACGCCUACGAGAGGGACUUGGAGGCUGAUAUCGUUGGAGACACAUCUGGCCACUUCAAGAAGAUGCUCGUCGUUCUGCUUCAGGGCACCAGGGAGGAGGACGACGUGGUGAGCGAGGACCUGGUGGAGCAGGAUGCCAAGGACCUGCUGGAAGCUGGCGAGCUGAAAUGGGGCACAGACGAGGCCCAGUUCAUCUACAUCCUUGGCCGGCGAAGCAAGCAGCACCUCCGCCUGGUCUUCGAUGAGUACCUGAAGAUUUCCGGGAAGCCAAUUGAGAGGAGCAUCCGGGGAGAGCUCUCUGGUGACUUUGAGAAACUGAUGCUGGCUGUGGUUAAGUGUGUCAGAAGCACUGCAGAGUAUUUUGCUGAAAGGCUCUACAAGGCCAUGAAGGGGCUGGGCACGAGGGACAACACGCUGAUCCGCAUCAUGGUGUCCCGCAGUGAGAUCGACAUGCUGGACAUCCGGGAGGUAUUUAGGACCAAGUACGAAAAAUCUCUCUACAACAUGAUAAAGGAGGACACCUCUGGGGAGUACAAGAAGGCCCUGCUGAAGCUGUGUGGAGGAGACGAUGAGUAA